UCUUUGACUUCGUCGAUUUUGACUCUUGGAUCUACUGCAUAUGAACAAUUGAAGCAUCCAGCGUCUGCUUAUCUGAAAACCUAAAACCCCAAAUCUCUUUGCUUCUCCUGUCCGAAGCUUCUACAGCCGCAUCGAUCCAUGGCGGAAUCCGAUAAGGCCAACUCUCUGUCUGAGGAUUAUCUGCUCAAGGAUAUAGAAGAGAAGCUGAAGGUGGAGAGUGAACCUGAGGAGAAGAGUGCUGUAGUUGCUGCCCCUGUUGAGUCUACAGUUGACGGAAAUGCCCCUACAUCUGAAGAUAUCAGCAGCCAGAGUUCUGAUUCUGAAGAAGAAAACGUGAGUGGGCCCCCUCCAGUUGCUGACGAGGAUGUCACCGACCCCACUCCAACUGAAGAAACCACUGAAACUGUUGAUGAAGGAGACACCCAAAACGAAACCCCAGAGAUUAAGCUGGAGACAGCACCUGGAGAUUAUCGUUUUCCAACUACAAAUCAAAGCAGGCAUUGCUUUACCCGAUAUGUUGAGUACCACAGGUGUGUGGCUGCGAAAGGAGAAGAUGCGUCUGAAUGUGAUAAGUUUGCAAAGUAUUAUCGCUCACUUUGCCCUGGCGAAUGGGUAGACAGAUGGAAUGAGCAAAGGGAGAAUGGGACCUUCCCGGGUCCUCUCUAAAACCUCUAAAGUCAUUCAUUACAAUGAGAAAUGGAACUUAAUAAUGGCUUUGUCUUUGGUUCCAUGUUUUUUUUUUUUUUAAAAUUGGGUUGGAGUCUAUGAACAUGUUCAAGACUUAAGAGAAAGACUCCCCCCAUCUUUUUUUUUUUGUAAUUCUAAUAUCAUCAUCGAAGAGGAUCGACUAAUGAUCAAAACAUGAUAUAAAAACUGCUUAAUAAAGAUUUUAAUCGAUUUGUUGUUGCU
Lactuca sativa (garden lettuce) is the source of this 909-nucleotide messenger RNA. Its product is annotated as putative cytochrome c oxidase subunit 6b-like. The record is from RefSeq and is a predicted model, not a curated record. Gene Ontology annotation, cellular component: respiratory chain complex IV; mitochondrion. Lineage: Eukaryota; Viridiplantae; Streptophyta; Magnoliopsida; Asterales; Asteraceae.